This is a messenger RNA of Sphenostylis stenocarpa, 354 nucleotides long. The record is from the annotation of a GenBank genome assembly. NCBI's taxonomy places the organism in Eukaryota, Viridiplantae, Streptophyta, Magnoliopsida, Fabales, Fabaceae.
AUGAGACCACCAGCCCCUGCUGGACCUGGGCCUCCAGGAUAUCCAGGUUCAUGGCCCGGACCACCUUCUGUUCUUGGCAACUUAUUCAAUGGACUUUGCAGUACCAUAUCCUCUUGUUUCUAUGUAGUAUGCUGUUGCUGGUUGCUACAAGACUGUUUUGGUGCACCACCCGAACCACCACCAGUUCCAGUGGCUCCACCACAAGUUCCACCGCCUCCUCCACCUCUGCCUCCGCCACCACAGCCAUUUUGGCCUCCUGACCCUCUAGGUGGUCCAAUUGGGCCCCCAGGUGACCCACCACCAGUUCCUGAUUGGGCUCCGGGUGGUCCACCAGGACCUUCACCUCCUUAUUAA